Molecule: messenger RNA, 1156 nt
Organism: Oppia nitens
Lineage: Eukaryota; Metazoa; Arthropoda; Arachnida; Sarcoptiformes; Oppiidae
Product: pleckstrin homology domain-containing family F member 2-like
Exons: 9
Coding region: 192-1100 (302 amino acids)
Molecular function (GO): phosphatidylinositol binding; metal ion binding
Source: RefSeq, a predicted model, not a curated record
UUGUCGUAUAGUAUGAGUGUAUGUAUGACUCAAUACAAGCCAUUUAUGUAUAGCUUUAUAACAAAACACAUGAACUCUAAUAUUAUUACAAUCAAUGAAACAACUGUUUGUAUCAACUCUUCAAUUAUCACUAAUUUGAUUCACUUUACAUAUCAACACAUCAACAGUUGACAACAUAGACUAUCACUUCAAUGGUUGACAGACUCGUCAAUAGUGAGGCCAAUGCUCGGCGUAUACAACACGUGGAGAACUGCUUCGGCAUCUCAGGAGUGCCUUUGGCAAUACCUGGACGUGUACUCGUAGGAGAGGGAAUUUUAACAAAAAGUUGUCGCAAAAAGUUGAAACCACGUCAGGUAUUCCUCUUCAAUGAUAUUCUUGUCUACGGAAGUAUAAUCAUAAAUAAGAAGAAAUACAAUCGUCAACACAUUAUUCCUCUGGAAAAUGUCAAACUUGAGAAUCUUCCCGAUGAGGACAAUCUCAAGUAUGGUUGGCUUAUUAAGACACCGACCAAAUCAUUUGCUGUAUACGCAGCCACAGGCACUGAAAAAGUUGAAUGGAUGGCACACAUCAAUAAAUGUGUAGAAGAACUCAUCAACAGAACUGGUAAUCGUCCGGCGUCUGAACACGCGGCGGUUUGGAAACCCGAUAGUGCGACCACUUUUUGUAUGCAUUGUAGAAAAUCUCAGUUUACUGUCAUUAACAGAAGGCAUCAUUGUCGUAGUUGUGGUGAUGUUGUUUGUGGCCACUGCUCGAAAAACAAGUUUCUUAUACCGAAUCAGUCCUCAAAACCAGUUCGUGUCUGUAACGGUUGUUUUGAUAAAUUGGGAAAACAAAGAACUAGUAGUAUAAGAGAUAAUACAUACAAUUAUAGCGAUAAAGUUAACGCUAAUACACAAAGUGCUGGUAUUGUUAAGUUACCGCAAAUGGAUAAUAAAACUGUAGACAUAAAUGAGUCUUCAGAGUCGGAGGACGACGAAACUCGACAAAAUAGAACUGAAGACGAUUUAACUCGAAGUCUUGAAGACCUUACCAUCGAUGAGAGACCGACAUUUUACAGUUCAUUCACUACGGGUGAAGACGAUAAACGUAUCAGCGCUUGAAUUAAGCGCACAAUUUAAUUAAAACAUACUUAUUAUGAGAUUUAUAAGUGCCUUAA